Messenger RNA from Cryptotermes secundus, 2936 nucleotides. RefSeq names its product extensin-2. The coding region runs from base 147 to 2360 and encodes 737 amino acids. Gene Ontology annotation, cellular component: cytoplasm; actin filament. The record is from RefSeq and is a predicted model, not a curated record. Gene Ontology annotation, molecular function: actin binding; microtubule binding. Gene Ontology annotation, biological process: actin filament polymerization. NCBI's taxonomy places the organism in Eukaryota, Metazoa, Arthropoda, Insecta, Blattodea, Kalotermitidae. The transcript is spliced from 2 exons.
ACCGGAACAACAGAUCAGGACACGCUUGGCUUCCGAACUCGUCCUUCUUCCCACAGCACACUUCAUUGCUUCCUCGUCGUGGUCAGGACAUCCAACCUUCUGCUCUGAGAGCGAGUGUGACGGGACAGACAUGGGGCAGUUGGUCCAUGACGGAUGUUGAUCCAACUCCAUGGCGUGGUAAGAGGAACACCGCUAUUGUACCUCUGUAUAACAUACCUUCUGCAUUCACAUCCCUCGAAGAGUACCACUAUUUUAACCCUCAAUUUCCAUUACCAACUGAAAACAGAAUACUACUUUCUUAUGGUCUUCUGCCUCCACCACCACAUCUUUAUAACAUACAAUAUUAUCAAUUUCAACCGGAAAGUACGUCAUCAUCAAAGUUUAACAAUCUUCUCUCCAAUGCAGAAAACAAAGUUAAUACUUGUAAUACUCCUGGCUACUUUUCGCGUUUUCACAUGAGCUCCCAGCACUCAGACACUCCAGCAGACCACAAUGGAUAUUAUAACUAUCAAACUCCACAUAAUGAUAUGUUCUUUGGUCUUCAAUCUCCAAAUCUGUCACAAAAUAUGAAAGGAUACUAUCAUCGUCAACCGUUAUCAGCAUCAUCAAAAAAGAAAGAAUAUCAAGGCCCUCAACCUCCAUUUUCGGCACCGCGAAACAAAGCAUUUUAUCGUCCUCAACUUCCAUCUGAGUCAUCAGCGAACAAAGGAUUUCAAAACCCUCCACGUAAACAAAGAAUUAAUACAGGAUUUAAAUGUUCUCCUUGCCCAUCUCAGCCAUUCAGUAACAAAGGAUAUCAAGGCCUUCAAACCCCACACUCUCCACCAAACAUAAAAGAAUAUUAUGGGAAUCAACUUCCUCCUCCACAAACAAAUAACAAAGGAUAUUACAGCCCUCAGGCCCCAUCACCAACACCGAACAUGAGAUCAUACUUUGGCCCUCAACCUCCAUCUCAACUGCAAAAUAUCAAAGAGUAUUAUAGUCCUCCACCUUCAUGUGUCCAAGAAUAUUAUGGCCUUCAACCUCCACCUCCACCCCCAAUUCUUAAAGAACGUUAUAAUAUUCAGCUAUAUUCUAAUUUUCAAAACACCAGAGAAUACUACGGCUCACAAUCACCUUCUCCAACAUUGAAAAUCAAAGAAUAUUUUGAUCUUCAGCCUCCACCCCCUCCACAAAAUAUUAAAGAAAAUUUUGGCCCACAGCCUCAAUCUCCACCAACAAAUGUAAGAGAAAAUUAUGGCCCACAGCCUCCAUCUCCACCAACAAAUAUCAGAGGAAAGUAUGGCCCUCAGCCUCCAUCUCCACCACCAAAUAUAAGAGAAAAUUAUGGCCCUCAGCCUCCAUCUCCACCAACAAAUAUAAGAGAAAAUUAUGGUCCUCCGCCUCCAUCUCCACCAACAAAUAUCAUAGGAAAUUUUGGCCCUCAGCCUCCAUCUCCACCACCAAAUAUAAGAGAAAAUUAUGGCCCUCAGCCUCCAUCUCCACCAACAAAUGUAAGACAAAAUUAUAGUCCUCCGCCUCCAUCUCCACCAACAAAUAUAAGAGAAAAUUUUGGCCCUCAGCCUCCAUCUCCAUCACCAAAUAUAAGAGAAAAUUAUGGCUCUCAGCCUCCAUCUCCACCAACAAAUGUAAGAGAAAAUUGUGGCCCUCAGCCUCCAUCUCCACCACCAAAUAUAAGAGAAAAUUAUGGCCCUCAGCCUCCAUCUCCACCAACAAAUAUAAGAGAAAAUUAUGGCCCUCAGCCUCCAUCUCCACCACCAAAUGUAGGAGAACAUUAUGACCCUUUUCCAUCAUCCUCAUCAGAUAACACAGGAUAUUAUGGUCUUCAGUCACAUUCGUCAACACCACGUAACGAAGGAUAUCACGACAUUAGAGGUCCAUCUUGUAUCCCUACAAAUGAAGGCCAUAAUAGUCCUGUAGAACCGAUUAUUGAAGGGGUUUUUGGCACCGAAAUUGCGUCUCUAUUGCCGUACGAAAGACGACUUGACGGUCGUCAGUUCGUACCUCCUGUUAGCAGCAAAAAGCGUCACGGACAAUCUUACGAUCCUUCAUCUCCACUUUCAAAAGAUUUUGAAUCCUACACGGCAACACGUCAGUUUUCGCCACUGCGUGACAGAGCCACGAGUUCAUUUCGAGACACCAGUCUUGAAGAUUCGACAAGUUCCUCGCUUCUGCAAGUAUCCAUCGUCCCUUCAGUGUCCUUCACAGUUCAGGACACGACACAUUUAGGAUCGCCUGGUCUUCUUCUGGAAGAUCCCUUGGCUCUGGCACGAAAUGUACCAUAUGGCUCCAGAGAUGUUACGGAGAGAACACUGAAACCUGGACAGUCACAUCCGGUGUCACUGAAGGUGGACCCGUGAUCCCAUGGGGCGAGUAUUGAAGUUACAGGUGUCACCCGUGUGAAGGCUGGUACCAGAGAAUUCGCCAAAACCAGGGUCCGCCUUUGAAACCAGUACAGCAUCCUUGUUCUAGAUUUUCCGCCAUUUUGUGGUGUCUUCCAGGAAGAAGGCAAUUCCUGACGUCUCCUGAAGUUAGUCUCUGAUAUUUUUCGAACUGUGAACUGAAGAAAUUCAGUGAUGUUUUCGCAAGGUUAUUUAGUGAGACAUCUCAGUCUGAUACCUGUGAAGCCUGAAAUCAGACACGAACUGGUAAGCCAAAGGAAUUAAUUAUUUGUGUCCAAGGACAUGACAGUAACACAUAAAGACAAGAUGAUGUCAGUCUCUGUAUCUACCUGUGUUUUUCAACGUGUUACUUCCAAAUUACUAAAGGAAUUUGAAUUAAAUUUUAUAUCGGGUGUCCACACUAAAUUCGGCAGCUGUGUUUAAAUUUGAUUCUUGUCAAUAUAAUCUUCAUUUUUACGUGAAGCACAAUUAUAUUUAGCCAGAUUUCUCCAAAGCGACUCAUACAAAAUUUUAUAUUUGUUAUGAAUAAUGGAA